GAUCCUGAAAGAAACCCAGGCGAGGACAUUGAAACCAAGAAGUGGAUUUGAUUCAAGAAAUGGGUCUUCUAGCCUUACCCAUUCCCGGGUCUUUUUUCAAGGUCAUUUCUUGCUCUGUUUUGGUUCUCCUUUCGCUUUCUUGCACAAGCUUCACUGCAACAGAGGCCUAUGAUCCGCUGGAUCCAAGUGGAAACAUCACAAUCAAAUGGGAUAUCAUGAGCUGGACUCCAGAUGGCUAUGUUGCUGUUGUCACAAUCUACAACUUCCAGCAAUAUCGCCAUAUCCAAGCACCAGGGUGGUCUUUGGGAUGGAUAUGGGCAAAGAAAGAAGUAAUAUGGAGCAUGAUGGGAGGUCAGACCACAGAACAAGGGGAUUGUUCAAGAUUCAAAGGGAACAUUCCACAUUGCUGUAAGAAGGAUCCAACUGUUGUGGAUUUAUUACCAGGAACCCCUUACAACCAGCAGAUUGCAAAUUGCUGCAAAGGGGGGGUGAUAAACUCAUGGGCACAGGAUCCAGCCACUGCAGCAACCUCAUUCCAGCUGAGUGUAGGUCAAGCUGGAACAACUAAUAAGACAGUCAGAGUGCCUAAAAACUUCACUCUGAAGGCACCAGGGCCUGGUUACACUUGUGGGCCUGCCAAAAUUGUGAAGCCUAGUAAAUUCAUUACUGCUGAUAAAAGGAGAUUCACACAAGCUUUGAUGACAUGGAAUGUUACGUGCACAUAUUCACAAUUUCUGGCUCAGAAAGCUCCUACUUGCUGUGUCUCACUCUCAUCCUUCUACAAUAGCACAAUAGUACCCUGCCCAACAUGUGCUUGUGGCUGCCAAAAUACUUCUCUGUCUGGAAGCUGUAUAGACCCAAACACUCCACAUUUGGCAUCAGUUGUUCCAAGUGCAGGGAAGAACAGCUAUACACCUUUGGUCCAAUGUACAAGCCAUAUGUGCCCAAUCAGAGUUCACUGGCAUGUUAAGGUGAACUACAAGGAGUACUGGCGGGUUAAAGUCACAAUUACAAAUUUCAACUACAUUAUGAAUUACACACAAUGGAACCUAGUUGUUCAGCAUCCUAACUUUGACAAUCUGACAGAGAUUUUCAGCUUCAACUACAAGCCAUUAACUCCAUACGGAGCUAUAAAUGAUACUGCCAUGCUAUGGGGAGUUAAGUUCUACAACGAUUUGCUCAUGCAAGCAGGUCCAGCUGGUAAUGUGCAGUCAGAGCUACUUUUCCAAAAGGAUAAAUCGACUUUUACCUUUGAGAAGGGUUGGGCUUUCCCUAGAAGGAUCUAUUUCAAUGGAGAUAAUUGUGUCAUGCCACCACCCGAUGCCUACCCAUGGUUGCCCAAUGCUAGUUCCAGGCAGCUUAUCUACACCCUCGGUCUAGUCAUGACUAUACUUUCAGCAGUGGCUUUCUUACAGGGAUAUGCUUAAACUCCUUCGCCAUUAUGCUGCAAAAAGUAGCAUCCACGAUUUUUGACCGAAACAAGUGAAAUCCCAUAGCAUGCAAACUGGCAAAGCAAAAUGUUGUAGUGUGUAACUGAUUUGUGGCUGUUCAAGUGGUUCAAGGUGCUGUUUUAUUUGUUGAAAUUCUUUGUGGCUUCCCAUUGGCUGCCAUUUCAGUCACUUGUUGUAUGCCUCAUUGGUUCUGUACCUAAAUCACCCUCAUUUUAGAUUUUCCACUGCUGAACAAGUAAUAUAGAUGUAACAGAAAU
Rubroshorea leprosula is the source of this 1708-nucleotide messenger RNA. Lineage: Eukaryota; Viridiplantae; Streptophyta; Magnoliopsida; Malvales; Dipterocarpaceae. The record is from the annotation of a GenBank genome assembly.